Molecule: messenger RNA, 1065 nt
Organism: Plasmodium yoelii
Lineage: Eukaryota; Apicomplexa; Aconoidasida; Haemosporida; Plasmodiidae
Product: tryptophan-rich antigen
Exons: 2
Coding region: 1-1065 (354 amino acids)
Source: RefSeq, a predicted model, not a curated record
AUGGAUCCAUAUUAUAAGCAAUUAUACGAAAAUUCUCAUACCGCACAAAACGAGGCACCCUCUACUUCUCGUUUUGCCCCUUCUUUUACACGACCUUCUACAAACCCUAUUCAUGAUAAUCAAGAUCCAAGAUCACUUGAAUCUCAAAGAGAAUUAAGAGUGAGAAAAGUUCCAAUUAUAUCUCAAAAACCAAGUCUUCUUAGUUCUAUUGGGGCAUCAAUUAUGUGCAUUGUGGCAAAUGGCUCAAACUUCUUGAGUAACAUUUCACCGUUUCAACUUAAUCCAUUCGAUUAUGAAGGAAAUUCUCAAAACCCCGUAGAAUAUUAUUUUGACGAUCCAAUAAAAACAGAAGAAUGGAAAGCCAAUGAAUGGGAAACAUGGAAAGAAAAAAUCGAAGCAGAAUGGCAAACUUUUAAUGAUGUUAUUGAAAGAGAAAGAUUAAAAUGGUUAACAGCAAAAGAAAGAGAUUGGAGUGAAUAUACAAAAUAUGUUGAAUAUAAAUGGACACAUUAUAGUCCAGAUUUAGAAAAACUUAUAAAAUCAGAUAUUUUAAAAAGAAACCAAACAUUAGACGAACGUGAAUGGGAUGAAUGGAUGAGAUCAGAAGGAAAAGAAUUAAUCAGAAAAGAUGUAGAAGAAUGGAUAGCUUAUAAUGAAUCUUAUUUAAAUGUAUGGAGUAUUAAGGAAUGGGUAUCAUGGAGAAAUCAAAUAAUAACUAAAUGGAUAUCAUCCGAAUGGAAAAGGGAAGAAGAUGAAUACUGGGCUAGAUGGGAAGAAAAUUGGGUUAAACAUUAUAACUGUGAAGAAAGAAAUAGCUGGAUUGCUUGGAGAGCUAGAAUAAAUAAAGAAAUGGUCGAAUGGAAUGAAUGGACAAAGAAAAAAGAAGAACAAGUUAUAGAUCAUAGAUCAAGUUCUUGGGGACGAUGGAAAACUGAAAAACAAGCAUUAUUUGACAUGUGGUUAGAUUCAUUUGUUGAUGAAUGGAUUAAAGAAAAACAUUGGUUUAUAUGGACAAGUGAAAGAAAUGAUUAUUUCGCAAGAAAUAGAUAUAUAAAAUUCCAAUAA